CCACACAACCGGCGGCGAGGGGACGCGGGACUGCAGCCAACUCUCAGCAGCUAACAAGGAUGAGGAGGGCAACAGUGUGGGCAUCUGCAGUACUGGUCCUGUGCCUGGCGGGCCUCUGUGAGUCGGCCAGGAUCCUCUGCCUGAUGAGCACCGUCUCUCGCAGCCACCACAUCUUCAACCGGGCCCUCACGCUCGAGCUCGCCAAACGCGGUCACCAGGUGACCGUGUUCACUCCAGACGGGGAGAAGAAACCUGUUCCCAACCUCCGGGAGAUCCUGAUAGAAGGGGCAUACGAGGCUGCACAUGAAGAUUUCGGCUACGAGACCUUCGCUGAAAUGAGUGAGAUGGACAUGGUUGGCGAAAUUUUCGGCUGGGGUGUAACCACUUGCCGUCACACCUUAAAGUCGAAAGGUGCCCGACACCUGCUAGAACUGGCGAAGAAAGAAGCUUUCGAUCUCGUCAUCAACGAAUACGGCCUACAGGAAUGCCUGCUGGGAUUCGUCAGCAAAUUCGGCAACCCUCCAAUGAUCGGCAUCGCAGCCUACCCCAGUCCUCCAUGGGCAAAUGAGGUGGUGGGGAACUUCCAGAACCCGUCCUAUGUGAACACUUACAUUUUGCCUUUCACGGACCACAUGACAUUCACGCAGAGGAUGCAAAACUUUCUGCUCGAUAACUAUGCGUCUCUCUACCGCAGGUUUUUGUACAUGCCGCAGCAGGAUGAGCUCAGCAGGAAGUUCUUCGGCGACUCUACGCCGCUGCCCAGCGAGGUCGAGAAGAACGUCAGCUUCGUGAUGGUCAACACCCACUUCAGCACGGACUACCCAAAGCCGCUGGUGCCGGCCAUCAUAGAGAUCGGCGGGCUGCAAGCGAAACCUCCACAGCCGCUACCCAAGGACCUGAAGGAUUUUCUCGACUCUGCAAACGAAGGGGCUGUCUUCAUGAGCCUGGGCACCAACAUCCGCAGCGAUAAGCUUGGCGAAACCAGCAGGCGGGCCUUCCUGGAGGCCUUCCGGGAGCUGCCGCAGAAGGUGCUCUGGAAAUGGGAGUCCGACUCCCUGCCUAAUCAGCCGUCCAACGUCAAGAUCAUCAAGUGGGCUCCUCAAAACGACAUUUUGGCGCACCCCAAUGUGAAGGUGUUCAUAAGCCAUGGGGGGAUGCUGAGUACCAUGGAGGCGGUGUACCAUGGCGUACCCAUAGUUGGUGUCCCAUUCAUGGCGGACCAGUACCCCAACCUGCGCAGAAACGUGGCCAGGGGUACAGCUGUCGAACUGGACACACUGAGAUUGACCAAGGAGUCCGUCUUGGAUGCGCUCAACAAAGUUCUCAACGACCCCAGCUACGAGCAGCGCAUGAAGCGGCUGUCGGCCAUCUACCGGGACCGGCCGCAGACAGCCCUGGAGUCGGCCGUGUGGUGGACGGAGUACGCCCUGAGGCACCAGGGGGCGCCAUACCUGCGCUGCGCCUCGCUGGACCUCCACUGGUUCCAGCGCUGGCUGCUCGACGUAAUCGCCUUCCUCCUGCUGGUCGCCGCUGCCGCGUCCUCAGCUCUGUACCUCCUCACCAGGAAGGUCCUCUCGGCGCUGUUCCAGGAGGGCGGCAAGCUCAAGAGGUCGUGACACAGCAGUCCAGCUCUGGCAGCUGGCGACCCUGACAGUACAAACAAAACUUCCCAGUGUUCCAUAGUCUACAUUCCCAUUCAAUUCUUGUCAGAAUUGUAUCACUGUUAUCAUAAACGAGCUGCAAAAGGAAA
This is a messenger RNA of Schistocerca serialis cubense, 1750 nucleotides long. Its product is annotated as UDP-glucosyltransferase 2-like. Lineage: Eukaryota; Metazoa; Arthropoda; Insecta; Orthoptera; Acrididae. Gene Ontology annotation, molecular function: UDP-glycosyltransferase activity. The transcript is spliced from 5 exons. The record is from RefSeq and is a predicted model, not a curated record. The coding region runs from base 60 to 1616 and encodes 518 amino acids.